UGCCUAUCAUUUUGCCAACGAACGUUCUUUCUUUCAUCACAGCUCAGCCUGACGCAAACCGCUCAGGCUGAUCUCUUCCAUUUUACAGCCAUUUCCCAGCUCAGAUCUCUGAUCCGGAAAAGGAGUUAGAGCAAUCAAGAUGAAGGCACUCAUUCUUGUUGGAGGCUUCGGCACUCGGUUGAGACCAUUGACUCUUAGUUUCCCAAAGCCGCUCGUUGAUUUUGCAAAUAAACCCAUGAUCCUUCAUCAGAUAGAGGCUCUUAAGGCAGUUGGAGUUGAUGAAGUGGUUUUGGCCAUCAAUUACCAGCCAGAGGUGAUGCUGAACUUCUUGAAGGACUUUGAGACCAAGCUCGAAAUCAAAAUCACUUGCUCACAAGAGACCGAGCCACUAGGUACGGCUGGUCCUUUGGCUCUAGCGAGAGACAAAUUGGUUGAUGGAUCUGGAGAGCCCUUCUUUGUUCUUAACAGUGAUGUGAUUAGUGAGUACCCACUUAAAGAAAUGCUUGAGUUUCACAAAACUCACGGCGGGGAAGCCUCCAUAAUGGUGACAAAGGUGGAUGAACCGUCUAAAUAUGGAGUGGUUGUUAUGGAAGAAAGUACAGGAAAAGUGGAGAAGUUUGUGGAAAAGCCAAAACUGUAUGUAGGCAACAAGAUCAACGCUGGGAUUUAUCUUCUGAACCCAUCUGUUCUUGACAAGAUUGAGCUAAGACCGACCUCGAUCGAAAAAGAGACCUUCCCUAAGAUUGCAGCAGCGCAAGGGCUCUAUGCUAUGGUCCUACCGGGAUUUUGGAUGGACAUUGGGCAACCCCGUGACUACAUAACCGGUUUGAGACUCUACUUAGACUCCCUUAGAAAGAAAUCUCCUGCCAAGUUAACCAGUGGUCCACACAUUGUUGGGAAUGUUCUUGUUGAUGAAACCGCUACGAUUGGGGAAGGAUGUUUGAUUGGACCAGACGUUGCCAUUGGUCCGGGAUGCAUUGUUGAGUCAGGAGUCAGGCUCUCGCGAUGCACGGUCAUGCGUGGAGUCCGCAUCAAGAAGCAUGCAUGUAUCUCGAGCAGUAUCAUCGGGUGGCACUCAACGGUUGGACAAUGGGCCAGGAUUGAGAACAUGACGAUCCUUGGAGAAGAUGUUCAUGUGAGCGAUGAGAUCUAUAGCAAUGGAGGAGUUGUUUUACCACACAAGGAGAUCAAAUCAAACAUCUUGAAGCCAGAGAUAGUGAUGUGAAAAAUGUGAUAUUAUAUGUGCAACUUUUUUUUUUUGUGUGUCCUUUCUUCAACUUUAAAAUCGCUUUCGUUAUUCUUAUUGGCUUUUGAAUAAGCAAGCAUCAAUCAAAACGCUGUAUAUCUUGUUAGGGUCAUUUGGUGUUUUGUCUCUUUUUGUUUUUGUAAUUUAUUAAAACUAUUCUCAGUUU
Molecule: messenger RNA, 1412 nt
Organism: Arabidopsis arenosa
Lineage: Eukaryota; Viridiplantae; Streptophyta; Magnoliopsida; Brassicales; Brassicaceae
Source: the annotation of a GenBank genome assembly